GUCACAUUCAUCAAAAACUACACAAGUAUGUCUAAAUCAUCGAAGAUCCUCUCCGCGGUGUUGUACAGGCCCAACGACUUGAGGCUCGAGUCGAAAUGUUUGCCGGACAUGAAGUGCGACGAGGUACUGCUGAAAAUGGAGUGCGUCGCCAUCGGAAACUCCGACGUUGGUUACUUCAAAGACGGCAAGGGCAAGACUGGGGUGUACGAAAUAGACAAACCCAUGGUUCUGGGCUACCAAGGUGUUGGUAAGGUCAUGCAAAUGGGUAAGGAGGUAACCAACUUGAACGUCGGUGACAGGGUCGUCGUGGAACCCGGAGUGCCUUGCCGGAAGUGUGACUUCUGCAAAACCGGCAAGUACAACUUGUGUCCGUUCAUUAAAUUCUGCGGAACACCCAACGCUGACGGCCUAAUGAGGCAGCAUCACUGCCACGCCUCGGAUUUUUGCUACCAAAUCCCUGAUUGCAUCAGUUCCGAGGAAGGAGCCCUCACUGAAGUGCUGGCCUCGGCUAUUUACGCCUGCAAGAGAGGAUCGAUCACGUCCGGAAGCGUGGUCUGCAUCUUCGGCGCAUGUCAGCUGGCUUUGGCCUGUCUGAUGGUGUGCCGGAACUACGGCGUCAAAAAAAUCUUAAUGGUCGAUGAAAAUACAUCGAGACUCGAGAGGGCCAAGUGCAUUGGGGCGGACGCAAUCCUGGACAUUUCCAAACCGAUUUGCGAUGAAAUUUUAAUCCAAAAGAUACUUUGUGCGUUGAAGGAGGAGCCGGACGUGUGUCUGGAACUAACCGGGUCGGCGCAAGGCAUCAAAGUCGGCCUCAGGAUACCAAAAUCUGGCGGCACCUUCGUGAUUGUUGGCCUGGGGAAUGAGCAAACGGACGUGCAAAUCAACAUUAUCGCCUUAAAGGAGCUGAAGAUCAUGGGCGCCUACAAAUACACCAACAAUUGCUUCCGUGAGGCAAUAGACAUGAUGCUAAGCGGCAGGGCACCUUUAAAGAAGCUCAUAACCCACAACUACGAGCUGGAAGACGUGGUACAAGCCUUCAAAACCCUUAAGGCUAACUGCGGCAACCCCCUGGCGGUCAUAGUCAAGUGCAACCAGGACGACGACGAGUGCGAGAAGGAACAGAAGAGCAACCCCGUCUGCACCUGCGACAAGAACAGCCAAAUCGGCGAGCCCAGAGUGAACAGGCCCGUAGGAUCGACGUCCAGACCACAAACUUCAAGAGAUAUGACGCCGACCAGAUCUGCUUAUCCGUCGAGAAACGUGCAGGAGGACUGCGAGGUGAACAAGCUACGCGCCAGCACCUUCCCCAAAGGCGACUGCAACACCACCAGCAACGCUAGUAGCAGGGCCCCGUCAAUACCGCCAUCCAAUUCUUCAUCAGCAACUGGAUGCUUCUGUGAAUCGCAGCUGACUCUACAGGCAAAUCGUUUCCAGUAGACACGAUAGCAUUAGAUUGAAGCCAUGAAGGGUAAAAGGAUGAGUAACCACCAUUUAUUAUCUUCAGAAGUCUCUUUAGAAGACGCUGCAGCAACACCAGACGAGAAAAGGACCCCAACACCAACUUGUAUCAACUACACCAGCUAAACUGAAUAAAAAUGAGUGUGACAAA
Aethina tumida (small hive beetle) is the source of this 1609-nucleotide messenger RNA. Its product is annotated as sorbitol dehydrogenase-like. The transcript has a single exon. Gene Ontology annotation, molecular function: L-iditol 2-dehydrogenase (NAD+) activity. The record is from RefSeq and is a predicted model, not a curated record. NCBI's taxonomy places the organism in Eukaryota, Metazoa, Arthropoda, Insecta, Coleoptera, Nitidulidae. Gene Ontology annotation, biological process: D-sorbitol catabolic process. Bases 28 to 1437 code for a protein of 469 amino acids.